Messenger RNA from Lodderomyces pseudojiufengensis, 864 nucleotides. Its product is annotated as Sm-like protein. The transcript is spliced from 3 exons. Bases 1 to 864 code for a protein of 287 amino acids. Gene Ontology annotation, biological process: nuclear-transcribed mRNA catabolic process; mRNA splicing, via spliceosome. The record is from RefSeq and is a predicted model, not a curated record. NCBI's taxonomy places the organism in Eukaryota, Fungi, Ascomycota, Pichiomycetes, Serinales, Debaryomycetaceae. Gene Ontology annotation, molecular function: RNA binding. Gene Ontology annotation, cellular component: Lsm1-7-Pat1 complex; U6 snRNP; U2-type prespliceosome.
AUGAUAAGACAGUCGAUACGAAGAGUCCACAAUAGUCUAAAAGAUAUACCGUAUGAACCAAUACCCAAGAAUAAAUACAAUGCAAAAAGAUCAGGUUUCAAUUUCAAUCCAAAAACUCAACAAGGUCUUAUUUACAAUCCCCCAGCAGCAAUAAUAAGUCCACCAAUGCAAACACCAUACAUUUUCUUACCACCAAAUGAUCCAAGAAGAGAACUUGCAAAACAAAAUCAAAUAUCUCAUGAUAUAAUAUUGGAUAUGCCAAUAAUAAGACAAUUUAAAGCUCCAAAUGAAAGAGAAUAUAAUAUAACGGCAGAAACCAUAGAAACUAUAAAGAAAUUAAGAAAUGAUGAUCCAAUAAAAUGGAAUUUUAAAGAAUUAAGUAAAAAAUUUAAUAUUGAAUUACCAAAAUUAAUAUAUUUUUUUAAAACUGAACUUUCAAAACAAAAAAGAAUUGAAACUCAGAAGAAUAUACCUAAAUUUAUAACGGAUAGACAGAAAAGAAAACAAAUAAAGCAUAAUAAAAAUCAGAAUAGACGAAGAAAUCAAAAUAAUGAUAGACCAAAAACAGAAGGUCCGAAAAGGGAAGCUAUAUUAGAUUUAAAUAAAUAUAAAGAUCAAGAAAUAAGAGUAAGGUUUGUUGGAGGUAGACAAGUAACUGGAACAUUAAAAGGUUUUGAUCAAUUGAUGAAUUUAGUAUUAGAAGAUGUUAAAGAACAAUUAAGAGAUCCUGAAGAUGAAGAUACAUUGACUGAUAAAACUAGAGAUUUGGGGUUGGUAGUGGUCAGAUGUACGAGUUUAUUGACGAUAUCACCAGUUGAUGGCAGUGAAAUAAUUGAUAAUCCUUUUAUACAAGAAGAAGAAUAA